This is a messenger RNA of Fukomys damarensis (Damara mole-rat), 8392 nucleotides long. RefSeq names its product cilia and flagella associated protein 46 (gene Cfap46). The record is from RefSeq and is a predicted model, not a curated record. Gene Ontology annotation, biological process: cilium movement involved in cell motility; axoneme assembly. NCBI's taxonomy places the organism in Eukaryota, Metazoa, Chordata, Mammalia, Rodentia, Bathyergidae. Bases 84 to 7958 code for a protein of 2624 amino acids. The transcript has 59 exons. Gene Ontology annotation, molecular function: protein binding.
CGCGGCCCUCUCGGUCGCUAGGUAACCGCCGCCAGUCUGAAAGACUGCAGCAGACAGACUGAAGGACCGCGGAUCGCGACACCAUGGACCUAGUCAUCACGCAGGAGCUGGCCCGAGCCGAGAGCCACGGAGAUGCUGAUUCUCUGAAGCGAGCCUAUGAGCUAAUCAAGUCCGCCAACCUGGGGAAGUCAGAGUUUGACCCCUCAGAAAGCUUCAGUCCAGACUUGUUUGUACUCUGUGCUGAACAGGCACUCAAGAUGGGACAGCCAGAGGUGAGCAAAGACUGCAUUCAGAUGUACUUCAAGGUGAAGGGCCCAGUCACCCAGUUUCUGGGCCGGGCGCACCUGUGCAGGGCCCAGCUGUGUGCUCCGCAGUCUUCAGACAACUUGGAAGAAUUUGAAUACUGUGUGACUCAGUACAUGAAGGCUAUAAACUUUGCAAAAGGAGAACCGAGGUACUACUUCCUGGUGUACAAUGCCUCAGUACUCUACUGGCACAUGGUGAGACCAUUUCUCAAGCCUGGUUAUCACCACCUUGUGAUCCCCAGCCUCUCCCAAAUUGUCAGUGUGUUAAAUCAGACUGAGGAAGAAGACAAAGAAUGGCGGGCUGAGCUGAUGCUGGAACUUCUUGAGUGUUAUCUGCAAGCUGGAAAAAAGGAGGAAGCUGCCAAGUUUUGUUCCAGUGCAGCACCGUUUAUAAAAGCUCAUGUGCCACAGAAGUAUCGCCAGAUAUUCUCAGUUAUGGUUCGUCACGAAUUAAUGAAUGAGCUUCAGUUAAAGGAAGAAAAGGAAAAUUCCAUUAGCCUGUCAGUCUCUUUCCACAUUAAUGCACUAAAAGCGAAAUUGGAUAGAAAUGAUUUACCAGAAGAUGUCAACCAAAUUCUGGAGAAUACCUAUAAACAUUUAGGUCAUUUUAAUCACCAGUGCUUUCCUUCAAACAGAGAAGAAAAAAUGCUCUUGCUUUUUGAAUUAGCUCAUCUUUCUCUGAACUUGAAAUGCGAGGACAUAGCCUCUAACUGCCUGUCCGACCUAAAGAAAAUUGAAACACAAGAUCCUGGGAAGCUGAUUGAAAUUGAAUGUCUGGAGUGUGAAUUAGAAGUUUCAAGGCUUGAAAAUAAAAUUAGAGUCUACAUCAGAGGAGCCGUUGAGGCCCAGCUGGACAUCAUAAAGAGACUGGACAUGGCGCUGCAACGCACCAUCCGCUUGGGUGACCCCCAGGCCAUCCAAGUGGUGUGCACGGCCCAGUGGAACACCUGCCUGCCUCUCCUGCAGCACAGCCUGCGGCACCACCUGCGCAAGCCACUGACCAAUAUCGCAGAGGUCCUGGAGAAGGUGGACAGCCUCAUGACCCUGCUUCGCUGCCAAGUGCACAUGGAAAUGGCGUGCAUCGAAGAGGAUGAGGACCGCCUGGAGCCCGCCAUGGAACAUCUGCAAAAGGCUAUGAGCCUGGACAGCCUGGGUCUCUACCAGGACAAACUCAGGACAGCCUUCAACCGCCUGCGCCUGUGUACCAUGUUGUAUCAGUCUCCAGAGCACGCGGAGGAUAAGGCCAUCAUGGCCAUUGAGCAGGCAAAAAAAGUUAUGCCAAAAGACAGUGUCAGGAAGAAGCGGGCCCUCCUGGUGAAUGCGGGCCUGGCUCUGGCCCCAGACACCUUCCAGAUCGUGCUAGAUAGUGAGAACGAGGCCAAAGUUUCCGUUGGGAAAAAUAGGGGCCGGUUCAGCUACCUCUUUGCAAAGGCUCGACAUCACAUGCUCAGUGUGGACAAGGCUGCUGGGCACUUACUGCGUCUGGGAAACGAGAAAAACCAAGAGAGAAUUCAGAUUUGGACAGAGCUGGCCAAGGUUGCCCGGAAGCAAGGGGUGUGGGACGUGUGUCGAGCUGCAAGCCGCUUCUGCCUCCUGUAUGACAUCAAAGUGAAGAAGCCGGGGAAGCUGAAGGGAGGAAAGAAAAGGAAAGGUGCAGAAGGCUCAGUGCAUGAUGUCUGGAGCCAGUCCCAGGUGGUCCUGCAGAAACAGACAUCCCCCUACCUGCUACGGAAGUUUGCAGAAGUGGGGUUCAUCAAUGCUGAGGCCACUGUCCACUUGCUGCGCUCAGAAGGUGUGGAGCUGAAUGACCAUGCCAUCCCCCCUGAAGACUUGAGCCAGCACCCUGCUGGCUACAUGCCCGAGCCCCUAGAUACCAACACAGAGUGGAUCACAUACAGAACCUGGAUAGAAAACCUGUCACAUUAUGCCAUGAAUAACUGGUUACGCUCUGCGGAAAUUGGACAGGAGAUAGGUGAAGCCUGGAUUGUGCAGAAUGCUGUGGUCUAUGUCCUGAAUCACAACCACCAUCUCAUCACAGCUGGGCGGCAGAAGGAGCUCGUGGAUGCUCUGUAUCACCUCCUGAACAUCAUCAAGGCCAUUGGCCCCCAUGGAAACUCAGUCGUGUUAGCCAUGCUCUGCAAUGCCUUAGCUCGAGGCCUGAUCAUCACCUGGAUUCCCACCCAGACAUAUGAAAAGUCGAGAAAAAUUAUGAGACUACAUAUGUUUCAAGCUCCUCUGGACUCAGGAGCUACCUCUGAAAUCAAGACAGCUAUAGAGGUCUGCGAGUUUGCCCUGAACUUGACCAACGGGAACAUCCCAGAGGAGGUAGUUCCCAUCAGCGUGCGGCAGCAGCUCAUUGCCACCUGGGUGAAGGCCAAGCAGCUGCUACAGCUGCAGAUUGGGCACCGACUAGGCACGGAAGAGCAGAGCACCAAUGAGAACAUCAACUCUGUGACCAGAGUCCUUGUAGCUCUCGAGAUGUACUCGUGCAAUGGCCUGGGCCUCAUGGAGUUCACUGUGCCCUCCCUGGCCCAGCUGGUGAAAAUGGCUUCUGAAUGCAGCUGGUCAGACCCGCUGGUGGAGCUGCAGACCCUGACACGGCUGGCCCACUUUGCCUACGUGGCCCAUGACCAUGAGAUCACCAUGGCCUCCUCCGAGCAGGCCACACAGAUGGGCGUCAAGUACCUGAGGACGCUGGGUCCGGUAGAGGCCCAGCUGGUGGCGGAAAUGCUGUGCACUGCUUCAUGCAUCCAGGGCCGGAGCAUCAUAGAGAACCUGAAGGGCAGGAAGCAGCUGCGGCUGGCAGCGGCCAAGGCCUUCCUGGAGAGUGCCAGGUUUGGAGGCAUUGCAGGCCGCAGUGCGCUGGUGAUGAUGGCCACGCGGCACUACUGGAACACCUGGCUCCCGCUCCUGUCCUCAGCAGUCAACAGGAAGAAGGCCAAGGGAGCCGUUCAGAAGAUCAUCAAGAUUAUCAACAAGACAGAGGCCACAAAGGAGGAAAAAGGGCAGACACUGCUCCUGCACCAGUGGCCCACGGCAGACUUGCAGAGUGGUGGGACAGCAACUGAAGGUCAUUUCCUUCCAGACACUGAGGACGACCUUACACUCCGCGUUGCACUCUAUGGCCUGCUCUUCCAUAGCCACGCUGACCAGGAGGACUGGAUGGGAGGCCUCAGGGUGCUGGAUGAGGCUGUGCAGGUGCUGCCUCGAACUGCCCACCGCCUUUUGAUUUUCAAACAUAUGGUCAUUGUGAAGGCUAAACUUGGCCAGAACUUUACCAUGGAAAUCCAAAAGUUCAAGAAUGAAAGUGAAGACUAUUUGGCACACAUGUGGCACCGCCUGGCCUUGAACUCGAAGAAUAUCUGUGGAGAGCUGACGUGUUAUCACAACGCAAUUCAAGCAUUGCAGAAACCAGAGAGUGAGUGGCAAAAGAUUGACUAUAUCAUGGAGUUCAGUGAGUGGCUGUACCACAAGCAGUUUCCUUUUGAAGAUGUGAUCUCCCAGCUCACAUGGGCAAUUGACAUCCUGCUGGCCAUGAAACCCUCAGGAGAUGUCUCCAAGCUGGAACCUUCAUCAGAAGGGCAAUACUCACCUGUUCAGAUACCUGAGGAAGGGCCUGUUACCCAAGACAUGGACAUGCUCUCCUUGGAGCAGUUACAAAACGUGAAACAGUUGGAAACCCUGGCCCGGGCACACAUCCUACGAGCCCUGAUGGUGUCCCCCAGCUCUUCUGCCUACGAGGAUGACUGUCUCAUGGCCUACACCUUUCUCAGGCGCAUCUGGCAGAUUUCUUUGUUAACAGGAGGAAAAUUAAUUUCAGAAAGAAUUCUAGCAGCAACCAGUUCACAACUAUCAUUGUUUAAAAAAGAGAAGGAAAAAAGUAAAGAAAAGGAGAAAGAAAAAGAAAAGGAGAAGACAAAGGAGAAGGACGAGAAGCUGAAGGAAAAGGAAAAAGGGAAGGAGAAAGGGAAAGAGGAGAAGUCUCAGACUCCGGCUUCCAGCAAACAGCUUGAAGAUUUACCAACCAGCAUAGAAGAAUGGGCCUCCUAUUCUUGCCCUGAGGAAUUGUUGUCUGUAUUCAAGCAAGAUAAAAGUGACUUCACUGUGAACUCCACCAGUAUCCAGAAGCCAACAUACAGUUUAUAUUACCUGGACCACUUGGUCAAGGCCUUGCAGAAGCUGUCCCUUCAUGAGCUCACCAUCCCAGUCCUGCAGCUUGGUGCCCUCAUUGCAAACUCUGUGGUAGAAAGCAAGAGCCUUGAAGAUCUCUACCACCUUCGACUCGCCCAGGUGUGUUCCAAUCUGAGGUUGCAAGAUGCAGCCACUCAUCAUGAAGAGGUGGUUGGGGUGACAUAUAUCGGGGACAUGGAGCAAGCCAGCUGCAGAAAAGAGAUUGCACUGAAAAAAGAGAAAAACAAGGAACCCAUAUUAGAAGAUAGCUAUCCAGGGCUAACUGAGCAAGUGGCUCCUUCCCACCCAGCAGAGGUGAAGCCCCUUAUAGCACAAGACAAGAUUUUGAAGAUAAAUGAAGAGACUGGAAAGGGCUUGGAUGGCACAUCCUAUCCCCAGUUGUGGCUGCUCAAGGCAGAGAUCCUGCUGGAGAUGGACCUGUACCAGCCAGCACGGCUACUCCUGUCAGAGGCUCACCUGGCUUUCCAGGAGCUUGAUGAUCCUUGUGCGGUAUCACAAUGCCUGCUCCUUCUAGCACAGUUAGCCAACAAGGAAAACCACCAUCAACAAGCUAAGAAAAUGAUUGAGAAAGCCCAGAAACUGGGUGGAAAUGAGGAGUUUUGGUACAAUUCAACCCUGACUUUAGCAGAAGCGAUCUUGUCCACAGAAGAUGAGGGGAGAAAGGUGGUUUGCUGUCUAUUUCACAAACUCAUAGCUGCCUUUAAAGUCCUCCAGAAGGAAAGGCCUAACCGAAUGCCCAUAUUGGAAUUCAUCACCACAGAUCUGGAAGCCAGCAGGUGUGUGAGCCUUCAGAUCCAAAUUGUCCAGGACUCAGCUGACAGCGAAUUCCCUGAGUGCUUAGUUUUGCUGAAGGAGUUGGACAGUUCCCUGCUGGAAAUUGAAGAAAAGUUUAUCAACUGUGGCUACAAGGAAAACUGUGUCGAUAUAAAACUAGAGCAUGCAAAGAUAAAGAGGUUGUGUGCCAAAAUUGAGAAAGAUGAAAAGCAAAAAACUGCAUAUCGCUUGGAACUAUAUGACUUGGUCCAGAAAGCUGUGGCUGAGCAAGAAGAGAUUUUUCACAGAACUCAAGGGUUACUGUCCUUUCAAGAUUUACAGAAUGUCAACACCCCCCUGAUGCGGAGGCUGGCCCAUCUCAAACUGAGCUUUGUGGAGACUUGUCUGGACAUGCUUCAACUCACCUGGGAACAGGCACUAGAACAGCGACUGGAGCAGGGAUCCUUGGAAAAGCUGCUGGCAUACUAUCUGCAGAGCACCAGUGACUACACAACCACCGGGCUGCAAUGGCUCAUGCUGAAGAGGACCCUGGCACACACAGCACUGGCACAGCUGGGGAGCCUGCAGCCACUGUGUGUGGGCUGCGUGGAUAUCCAUGCCCAGCUCCUGGGCCUAGCUGGGAGGGCCCUCCACCUGUUAGCCAUACAGGUGGACCCCCUGCAUCCUUCCUUCCACUGGGAGGAAGGCCUGGUGGGUGCCAAGCUGAGUCUCCAAUCUCUAGACUUAGAAGCACAGGACAGGUUUGUCAAGACUGCCACCAGGGACCUGCUGGCCUUUAGUGAAGGAGCAGAGGAACGCAACAGGAAGGGUGAGAGUCUGAAGAGGAGGAUGGUGCUGUCCCAGCGAUACCUGGCCCAGGCAUCCGAGGUGCUGCUGCAGUGCCUACAGGUCGCCCUGAACAGCAGCCUCCUGGACAUUGCAGCAGCUGCCAGCCUGGAGAUGGUUGAGUGCAUUGGCACCCUGGACCCUAUGGCCACCUGUCAGUUCCUGGCACUAUCUCAGAGCUGCUCAGCAGCGGAGAUGAUGCGGGACAUUCUACUCAAGGCCACAGCCAAUACCAGCAGCUCACAGCUAGCAGCCCUGCUGCAACUCCAGCACCAGCUGAAGCUGCGCGAUAAGACUUCCACCAGCCUUUUCGCCAGAGUGGAGCAGAGGCUGGCUGCUAUUUCCAAGGCUUGGCAGAACCUCUGUGUCAGUGAGCAGCAUUUCAACAUCCUGAAUGAGAUUCCUCCCACAUUCCGAGUCAUCUUUCUGCACUACUCAAGAGACAGGUCCCAACUAUAUGGUGCUGCCUACGAGAGACCUAAGUCCCCGCCUGUAGCCAAAGGGAAGGCACUACAAGCCAGCGGCCAUUGCAAAGUGAUGCGGGUGGCUGUGAGCCCAGCUGCCUUCUCAGACCUGCUGGCCAAGGCCCAGGAGUUCUGGGAGCAGACCCAGGCCCAGGUGUACCAGGAGGACAUAGCCCAGACUCCAAGCACUGUUGCAGGUAGAUUGGGACAGGACUCAGGCUGUGCGCCCACUGAAGAGAAAAGCCCCUAUCUUCGAAGGCUCAGUAGUGUCCUGGAGCCUAUGGAGGAGUACCUGAAGCCUAUCUUCCCCCUGCUCAGCUCCCCUGACCUCAGAUUGCAGAUGCCCACAGUUGUGCCUGACACCAGUAAAUCAAAGGGCAAAGAAAAGGAAAGGAAAAUAUCCAUCUUGCCAGUUCAUCCUGAGACUGAGGACAGCGUGAUCCUGAUUGUGGACAGGCACCUUCUGGAGCUGCCACUGGAAGGCCUCUCUGUGCUCCGUGAGGGCGCCAUCUCUUCUGUGUCACGAGAAUUUUCUCUCCAGAUGCUGUGGAAUCGCCUCCAUAAAGAGGACCUAGAAGGAAGUGUGAAAAAAGAGGGCAAAAGCAAAGAUUUCAAGAAGAAAAGUCUGGCAAAGAAGGGAAUGAAGGGCUCUACGGUCCGGAUAAUCCCAUCAGACUGCAUCAUUGUCGACUCAGACAGCUUCAAGUUUGUGGUGGAUCCAUUCGAGGAGGCCCAGGGCAUAGAAAUGCUGACUCCUGUCUCCAUAAUGCGGGAAAUUUUGGAAAGAUUCCGAGAAACAUUCACUACGCAAUGGGUGGGGCAUCUGGGAAGUCAGCACUUUCCAAGCCAGGCUGAGUGGGAGCAGGUUCUGGGCAGCUGCAAAGGCUUCUUCUUCUAUGGGAUGGAGAGCUUCCUGUCGCAUAUAUUGGUGGAGAGACUGGUUGCCAUGAAUCUGCAAGAGUGCCAGAUGAUGAUCCUGCUUGACCUAAUGCGCUCCUACAAGAGCCUGCAGUGGCAGAUGAAGACCUCAGACAGCAAGAGCUUAUUACAGCAGUCCUUGAAGAAGCCCAUUGAGACAGCCAUCUUCCUGAGCCUGGUGGGGGUCCAGAGCAUCACAGCCAACCAGUGGCCCACACGAAUGCAGGACAAUGCUCUGCGGGCCAGCAUCCUGUGGGAAAACUUUCCUUUCCUAGACCUGUUAGCAGUUGGCAAGCCAAUUGGGAGGACAGUCCGUCUUCUCCAGAAGAUGGGAAGUAAUGAAAUGGUAAACCAAGAUGAGAAACCGCGAACUUCUAAGAGAAAGCUGACGUUCUUCCAGCCACAGCCCCGAAGUGAGGAGACCCUCCCCAUCGCCCUCAACUUGGUCCUGUAUGGAUUGCCACACCAAGCCAUAGGGUGACAUCCACCUGGGCUUGAUUCUGGACAGCUGCAGGUGUCAGCAUUUUCCUCCAGGGCCACUGUCAGUGCUCUGUCUCUCUGAGAACUCCUCUUCCUCGCCCUGGGGCCCUCUCCAGCUCUGGGCACAGCCCGGCCUCUGUCUCCACCUCAUGGUCCUGAACAGACAGCUGAUGUCAGGGCAAGCACCUUCUGCUACUACUCGGCUUCCUGAACAAGAAAAACUGUCAUACCACAAAUUCGUUUUUGGUUUAAGUGUUUUAGUAAACAACAAACACAAAUCUGUCGUGUGUUUUCUGGGACCCCAUGCACCAGUGAUGGAAGUCCUAGCAAUCCCACACUGAGGGGCCCCUAGCCAGCACCCUAGCCACAAACACCAGUACCUUCUUGCUCUGUCAAAACUGAAAAGAGGAUGCUGCCUGUGUGAAAGUGACCUGC